Messenger RNA from Anguilla anguilla (European eel), 6242 nucleotides. RefSeq names its product inositol polyphosphate 5-phosphatase OCRL-like. Gene Ontology annotation, biological process: signal transduction; phosphatidylinositol dephosphorylation. The record is from RefSeq and is a predicted model, not a curated record. Gene Ontology annotation, cellular component: cytoplasm; membrane. NCBI's taxonomy places the organism in Eukaryota, Metazoa, Chordata, Actinopteri, Anguilliformes, Anguillidae. The transcript is spliced from 24 exons. Gene Ontology annotation, molecular function: inositol phosphate phosphatase activity; phosphatidylinositol-4,5-bisphosphate 5-phosphatase activity. Bases 549 to 3440 code for a protein of 963 amino acids.
CAAACUGGGUUUGCCCGGGUUUGUGUUUGCUUUUCGGAGGAGUUCCCAUCCCAAGCCCUAUCGGCGAAUUUUAUUACUGUAGCAGCUUACUAGUUAGCUUCACACGGGGCCUGGGUUUUACUAGGAAAAAAACUGCUAGCUAGCUAACUAGCUAUCUGGCAAACGACCUAGGGUAGGCAGCUAAUGGGUGAACAUGUACACAGCUAACGUUGGCGGUCUGAACUCUUCAGUGUUACUGGAGAUAUUGGGACGAUGAUUAUCACUUUCAGAUGAAGGGAAAAGAAGACCGGCUUGAGAAAUUCCAGGAAAAUCGAAAUAUUGUUGGAAUAGAGAAGACCGACAGUUGGCUAACUAGCUUCUACUGGAAGGCCGGAUACUUUGGGAGGUAACUUAGACAGUCUAGUUGGCUAGCUUGCCAGCUACCUAACUAGCUGCCGAUAUAUUUUUAAAGUUAUACCUCCUGUGCUGGCUGGCUAGAAGUACAGUCGGAUUCGAAUAAAAUCGCUGUUCCAGCAAUUCACCAAAACUUCCUUGCCUGCUUUUGUCUGAUGGAUGCCCUCUCGCAGUUCGGGUUAUGUGAAGAUAAAUGCAUAAUAACUGUGAAAGCACAGGAGCUCCGAGCAGGACUGAGGGAACCACGGCUCUUGUCACUGGUUGAGCGGUCUGGAGAAUAUAUGCUGGAUGUUUUGGCUAACCCUGACGAGGUGGUGAAGAGUCCCAUACCUCAGCUCUCCGUACCCAUCAACGGUCACUUUCAUCUUGUGCAAGAGGCAGAAGAAGCCCUUCUCAUUGACAUCCCAAUUAAUCCCUGCCUUCGGGUGCAGGUUCAAGGAGAGCAGGCCCCUGACGUGCUGCUGGAGCUGCAGGAUGAUAAGCGUACCCAGUCUUUCCUGUCGCAGGUGAAGAAGGCCCAGCAGCAAGUGUCAUCCAAGGCGAUGGACCCCACCGACCCUGUGCCUCCUGCACCCCCCAGAGUCGGCAGCAUGCUUGCCAGCGAGGUAGCCCCUGCCAACUCCCUCUCCGUCAAUCCCAACGCCGGCCCGAUAACCAUAGACGCGGACGGCCCGGGUCUGACUCUGGCUGACCUCGGCAUCCAGGAGCAUUCCAACCACACCCUGAAGGAUGAGGAGAAGAAGAACCAGCAGAACCGGAUCAGCGCCUCUCGGGAAGCUCCGCCUCCGCCGGUGCCCCCACUGCCACCCCGAAAGGGCUCUGCCAACCCUUCCAGCACUUCGGCUUCGAAAGAACGGGCCCCACCCGCUCCGGUCAAAGACAACUCUAUUAUUACUCCGAGCAGAGACAACAGGCUCACGAUGGAAAGGUCGUUUAGCUGGAAUGAAAGCCCUUCCAGCAGCACCAUGAGGCAGGCCAUGUUCUCCAGCCUGGCCGGGCAGCGAGAGGGUCUCAUCAGACACCGCCUUGCCAAGAAGGAGAAGGAGUAUGUGGACAUCCAGAACUUCCGGUUCUUCGUAGGGACGUGGAACGUGAACGGGCAGUCUCCGGACGGCAGCCUGGAACCCUGGCUUCGCUGCGAUUCGGAGCCACCGGACUUCUACGCUGUGGGAUUCCAGGAGCUGGACCUGAGCACUGAGGCCUUCUUCUACCUGGACUCCUCAAAGGAGCAGCAGUGGGUGGAGGCCGUGGAGCGGAGCUUGCAUCCGAAGGGCAAAUACAGACGGAUCCGCAUCAUCCGGCUGGUGGGCAUGAUGCUAGUGGUGUUCGCCAAGAAAGAGCACAGGAGCCACAUCCGAGACGUGGCAGCAGAGACUGUUGGCACAGGCAUCAUGGGUAAAAUGGGCAACAAGGGGGGUGUGGCGGUGCGGUUCGUGUUCCACAACACCAGCUUCUGCUUGGUGAACUCUCACCUGGCGGCGCACGUGGAGGAGUUUGAGCGCCGUAACCAGGACUACAAGGACAUCUGCGCCCGCAUGAGCUUCUCCGUCCCGGACCAGCCGCCGCUGAGCAUCGUCAAACACGAAGUGGUAAUCUGGCUGGGAGACCUGAACUACCGGCUGUGUGUCUACGACGCUUCCGAAGUCAAAAACCGCAUAUCCAAAAAGGAGCUGAAGAAGUUGCAGGAAUGCGACCAGCUCAACAUCCAGAGACAAACACGGAGAGCAUUUGCUGAUUUUGUGGAGGGAGAGAUCACCUUCAUGCCCACCUAUAAAUAUGAUGCCAAAACCGACCGAUGGGACUCAAGUGGGAAGUGCCGUGUCCCGGCCUGGUGUGACCGGAUCCUGUGGAGAGGCAGCAGCGUGAAGCAGCUGGAGUACCGCAGCCACAUGGAGCUGCAGACCAGCGACCACAAGCCUGUCAGCUCCCUCUUCAGCAUUGGGGUCAAAGUGGUCGACGAGCAGCGGCACAAGAAGGUGUUUGAGGAGAUCGUGCGCAUGAUGGACCGGAUGGAGAACGAAUUCCUCCCGUCCCUGUCGCUGUCUCAGCGGGAGUUCACCUUUGAGAAGGUGAAGUUCAGGCAGCUGCAGCGGGCGCGCUUCCUCAUCACCAACGACGGCCAGGUGCCCUGCCACUUCGCCUUCAUCCCCAAGCUGAACGACUCGCAGUACUGCAAGCCCUGGCUGCGCGCGGAGCCCUGCGACGGCUUCCUGGAGCCCAAUGAGACCCUGGAGAUCAGACUGGAGGUGUACGUCAGCAAGGACUCGGUGACCCUGCUCAACUCGGGCGAGGACUCCAUCGAGGACAUCCUGGUGCUGCACCUGGACCGGGGCAAGGACUACUUCAUCACCAUCGCCGGCAGCUACCUGCCCAGCUGCUUCGGCACGUCCCUGGAGACGCUGUGCCGCAUGAAGAAGCCCAUCCGCGAGAUCCCCAUCACCAAGCUCAUCGACCUGGGAGAAGACGGCUACAUGGAGAAGGAGAAGUCCCGAAUAAACGUCCUGGUGGACAACGCUGGGGCAGAGGACAAGCCCUUGAAGAUCCCCAAGGAAGUGUGGCUUUUAGUAGAUCACCUCUUCACCAAGUCCUGCAAACAGGAGGACCUCUUCCAGUCCCCAGGAAUGCAGGAGGAGCUGCAGAACAUCAUUGAAUGUCUCGACACCAGCAUUCCGGAGACGAUCCCCGGGAGCAACCACUCUGUGGCGGAGGCCCUGCUGAUCUUCCUGGAGGCCCUGCCGGAGCCGGUGCUGUGCUACGAGCUGUACCAGCGCUGCAUCGACUGGUCCCCGGACAACCGUCAGUGCAGACAGCUGAUUACCCAGCUUCCCCGGGCUCACCGCAACGUGUUCCGGUACCUCAUGGCCUUCCUGAGGGAGCUGCUCAAGUUCUCCCACCAAAACAACCUCACUCCCAGCCUCAUAGCUCCCUUAUUCGCUAGCCUUCUGAUCCGGCCCCCGCCCAACCUGAUGGGCAGGCAGACGCCGCAGGACCGCCAAAAAGCCAUCGACUUCAUCCUGGGGUUCCUCAUGGCUGGAGACGACGAGUAGUCGGGAGCAGGAGGACCCGAAGGAGGCGCGGCCGGGGACAAGCGGUGCUCCUGCCUCCUGCGCUGUGGUGGUCACGGUCACUUCGUUGGGAGACCCUUGCAUUCACCGCACUUUACCACAGAGAAUCGCCGUUCUGACCAAUGGUCAGAAACGGCACAUCUGCAUCGUUGAAUUACCCGUUUCUUAAGGAGGUGACAUUAUGUGACGCUGUGUGCCAAAAGAGGCCCUCCCUGUGAUUAUUCUGAUGUGUUUGAAUGUAUGUAUUCAAGUUAGAUUAUGUAGGCAAUGAUCAUGUACGACACUAAGGACUACUCUAGCUAAAAUGGCAUUGGGAACAGUCUGAUUCAUGCUGCUUGUCAGGAUUGUUUUUUCUCCUCGUGGAUUCACGUGUAUUUCAACUGAACUCAUGAACUGAAAGCAGCUGUGAACGCUUGCUCUUAAUAAAAGCGAGCCCAGGGGCUGUUUUCCGCUUGAGACCGAGACAGUCGGCCGCUGAUGAGGACCUCUGUCCCGCCUUAAGGACGUUCAUCAGGUGGCAUGUGGUGACCAACAGCCGUCGUAUCGCCCGAGGUUUUUAUUCUUUCUUUUUUAGCGAACCUUUUGCACCAUUCUUUUUUGUUUUAUUUCUUUUCCCCUCUCAAACCGUCAAUGGACACUUUACAUUCAGAGGUUUAAGGAGACAUUGGAAUAUCAUUGGGAUUUUUAACAAGCAGUUUUAAAAGAUGUAUUUAAAGAUGUGUCCUAUGUAGGCCUGAGCGAGUAGUUUCACUGCCCUGCAGAUCUGAAUCCUCACGGGACCUAACGUGCGUUGGAAUUCCUAGUGACUUCUUGAGCCGUCUGUAUUACAUCACUAUUCUAUCCCAUGAUCCCUUGUCAACCCAUGUGUUUGCAGAUUGUGUACUGUUGGCUGAAUGUCUCGCAGUGUUGUUUUGAAACAAGGCUGAUAGGCAGAGAAAUGUAGGGCUUGCUUACCCAGGAUGUUCUCUUAGCACGUCCCAAGAAACUAGAAGUGUAUCCGUAUUGAACUCAUUCCAUUACUGUCCACUCUCCAGCUGACAUGACCUUUGCCUGUUUCUUCUGCGGUGUCAAAAGAACAUGCAGUGAUGCACAUCGAGCCAUGCCACGUGGUGUUGAUAUCUUAACUUGUGUAAAUGGUGCCAUUGUACGCGGUUUCCCUGUGUUAUGUUCAAAUGUGACGUCGCCUCCGUGUAACUGUGCAAGAACGUGUUGUCUGUCCCCCGUUUGUUCAUGUGUAGGAAUGUGUGUCAUGUCGGUGGAAACAUGCAAAUCCCGCUCUCACAGAUAACAGUGCACUGCAGCCGCAUGUCAGCGCGAGGGAGGUCUGUGACGGCAGGACACCGGCCUCCAGUCAGAGGGGAGCCGCUUGUGGGGCCCCUGUUGUGAGUCGACACAUUCCCAGAAUUCCUUCCUGUGUUAAAGGCACACUUGGCUGGAGGCUUUGAGAAGCAGCCUUCAGAAAAGCCUCUCUUCCUUUACACCGUAAGCCUCUCUCUGAGUAAAGCUCCAUUUCAGUGUGCUGCCUAAUUAGGCUUUGUGCUCUGAACACUUGCAUAUUCCGUUUCAUUUGUGAGUCUUGUCACAGCCAUGAAAGCAGUAUUGCAGAGUGGCUCAUCCCCUGGGUUAUGGCUCGUAUUAAGGCACUAUUCUGGUGGGUGGUGUGGGUGACCCCCACGGUCUGGUCUCUAUUUUGGGCCAUGCAAGUGCCAUCUGCAGCCAGCAGCCCCUAAGGGCCACGCCCACAUGGUUCUAGCGCCUCCUGUGGUUGGGAGGAUUUUAGCCGGAUGAGAUGACGUCGCCUGCAAGUUUGCGUGUUGAGCAACAUUUAAAAUCUUCCUCAUGAGCCCCAACUAGUGAACUUUGCUGCGAUAAGCGAAGGCUGACAUCACAUGCUUCAGAGGAGUGUGUGCUUUUCUGCACUCUUGACAACAGAGGUUGCAGUGAGUGUUGCAGCCGGAGCCUGAUUGGGCCAUGACAAAUUGGUGAGGAAAACGGGAGAAAAGCAUUUUUUUUUUAAUGUAAAAAUGUUUCUCACCAUGGUGUUGCCUUUUUUUGCCACUACAUGUGUACUUGUUUAAAUCCAAGGGUGGACAGUAUCUCACUUGCAAACUAAAUGCUUUGUUGUUGUUGACUAUAGACACGACACCUCCAUGGCUGAAUACCUUCAAGGGCCCAUAUUCUAAUUAAACAUUACCUACGUACAUUUCUCAGUGCUCAGCAAUGCAGAUCGCCAUGGCAGUAGACUUAUUGCCCCAGGAACUGUGUUGCCAGGUGACAGGGCCCAUGCUGCCUUUGUAUACUUGGCACUGCACAUGACAGAGGUAGGAAUGGGGUCCUUUGUAUUGCUCUGACCAGCUACAUAGCUUUGAGUGUUUUUUCCCAGGCUUGCCUUCAGGAGAUGAGGCUUUAGAAGAAAUCGGCCCAUUGUAGAAAGUGCCAUUGGUAUCAUGGGGAUAAGCCUGCCACGGAUCUGUUCCCAUGGGCUAUGCAGUCAGUGUACACAAGGCAGUGCCCGGACCAGACCGAGCAUGCAAUCAUACUGGGAGAUGUCACUGUGUCUGUGUGUGUGUUUGCAGAUGUGGGUGCGGGAGUUCUUUCCUCCCCCAUGGACCUCUGCACAUUUUGGUUGUAGAACGCUCUGUGUUGUGAUACAUAUGCAAAUACAAAAAAAAAAAAAACAAUCCCUCUUGCACAGUCCCCAUAAAAAAGUGUCUGUCAGUUUUUUUGGUACUUUUUAUUUAUUUAAUGGAAAUAAAAAGAUGUGCUCCUUAGGAAAAACACCAA